This is a messenger RNA of Caenorhabditis briggsae, 657 nucleotides long. The transcript is spliced from 3 exons. The annotation marks the transcript as partial. The record is from RefSeq and is a predicted model, not a curated record. Lineage: Eukaryota; Metazoa; Nematoda; Chromadorea; Rhabditida; Rhabditidae.
AUAAAUUCCACAGAAGAGCCAAACAUGAUACGUAUUUCUGGGCAGCCAAUAUUUUCUAUAACCUAUGAAACUUUGAAUAUUUCUUGGGAGAAACGUAUGGUGAAAUGUAGAGCGGAUAUCAAUUGUUCGGCUGUCCACAAAAAAUUUGAUAUUCAAUGCCAUUAUUAUCUAUUCGGUUGUCUUUCAAGUUUCGAUCAGGUAGAUUUCAAAGGUGAAAUAGCAUUAAUGAUCCAACUCUCAGGAGACCAAUGUCCGACUUCCAAUCCUCUUAUACCUGGACCCAAUAACUCCACUCAAAUCAUCAACGGCCAACAUUACACAACAACAGUGUCUAAAGAUUCUUUCUUUGAAAAUAUGUGCAAUCUAAAAUACUGUAUCGCUGUGCCUGUCAAAACCUGUCCAAACAACACAAAACAGUUCCAAAGGUUCAAAUGGGGAGAGCCUACUGUAGUUUGUAUUGGUCUUUUCUUUUUCGAAGCACCUCGUUGUAAUAUUGUUACACAAGCAUAUGCACUUUGUGGAGCUGAAAACGGAACACUGACUGGUCCCGCAAAUGCCGAUGAGCAUAAAUAUAUACAAAGUAAAAUAUGUAACCAACGAAGAGUUGGCCAAGCAUGCCCAACAUAUAGACCAAAAGACAGGCACAGUUGGGAAUGA